CUCGUCGACCGGCUGUUGGCUGUUGUGUGCCCUGCCCGCCCUGCUCCUGCGCAUGCGACUCACCCAUUGCUAGGGACUAACUUACUGUUCUGCGCAGUUGUUCAAUCAUCAUCCUCCUUCACCAUUCUUGACCGACUCAAUCAUCAUCACUAUCAAUUCUCACCUUCGCCACUGCUUUUCAGCUCAUAUCAACUGAGCUCUACAUCUUCCACCGCGUCCGAGACCUUUUCCUUUCUCGCUCGCUGAAGCAUCAAGGCCAACCCCCGUGGCAGUACUCGGUGCAGUGUCUUAGCCACAUCCACACUAAACUACCCCGAAAAGGUGCUUUUCCUGACAAUCAUCUCUCAACCUCUUUUACACCAUCUCGUCGUAACCUUUCUUCCUUUACCCAUCUUCGCGCCCUAUCAUCCUCUCCAACCAUCCCGGACCUCCCGAAUCCAACUGCUGCCUCGCAUACCAUCAUUAUUGCCAUUCUCUAGACUUCUUAUCUGACCAAGACCGCAGCAGCCACCAUGGCUGAAAUCCGUCGCAAGCUUGUCAUCGUUGGUGAUGGUGCCUGCGGAAAGACCUGUUUGUUGAUUGUCUUCUCCAAGGGCACAUUCCCUGAGGUCUAUGUGCCAACUGUCUUCGAGAACUACGUUGCGGAUGUCGAGGUCGAUGGGAAACAUGUUGAAUUGGCUUUAUGGGAUACGGCAGGUCAGGAAGAUUACGAUCGUCUCCGACCUCUGUCCUACCCCGACUCUCAUGUUAUCCUGAUCUGCUUCGCUAUCGACUCUCCCGAUUCCCUCGAUAACGUUCAAGAGAAGUGGAUCUCCGAAGUCCUCCAUUUCUGUCAAGGCCUCCCUAUCAUCCUCGUCGGAUGCAAAUGCGAUCUGCGACAUGACCCCAAGACUAUCGAAGAGCUGGCCAAGACAUCCCAGAAACCCGUUACACCAGAGCAGGGCGAGGAGGUUCGUAAGAAGAUCGGCGCCUACAAAUAUCUCGAAUGCUCGGCCAAGACCAACCAAGGCGUCCGUGAAGUCUUUGAGUCGGCCACUCGUGCGGCCUUGUUGACCCGGAAGAGUGGAAAGAGCAAGAAGUGCUUGAUCUUGUAAACAAGCGGCUGAACUUUCAGCGACAGAACAUGAUGGACUCAUUAGCUCCCCCGACUUUAUACCAGGAUAUCACCAAACGGGUGCAAAUAUCCAUCUACGACCGCACUUGCCCUUGUUCUUGCUUCGACACAGGUCCGGUUCGGUGGCUUGGUCGUGCUGCUUUGUCGGCGCUGAUACAUUAGUUUUGUUUUCUUAUCGAGCGAUGGAUGGGUUGAUGGUUGAUCGCAAUCAAGAUGAGAAUUGCGCAGAGGCUAUGGAUGGGCAAGCUCGGAUGGUACUACAAAGCAUGACGGCGUUCUACAGUCGAGACAUGUCGAGUCAUCAAUCGAAAUAGGAAAUCCAUACACGGCGUUGUGUCCUCAGGGCUUUGGGUUCCCCUUACAAGCACUAAUCUCCCUUUCCCAAAUUGCACUCUCUGGACUAGACAGAUCCUCAAACUAAGCAAUGAAACGGACUGCACUUUUAUCACUCCACAGACACACUUUCCAUACGACUCGGCAACUACUACCCUGUGAUCUGGCUGUUU
Messenger RNA from Exophiala xenobiotica, 1620 nucleotides. Its product is annotated as GTP-binding protein rhoA. The coding region runs from base 513 to 1094 and encodes 193 amino acids. NCBI's taxonomy places the organism in Eukaryota, Fungi, Ascomycota, Eurotiomycetes, Chaetothyriales, Herpotrichiellaceae. Gene Ontology annotation, molecular function: GTPase activity; GTP binding. Gene Ontology annotation, biological process: small GTPase-mediated signal transduction. The record is from RefSeq and is a predicted model, not a curated record. The transcript is spliced from 5 exons.